Molecule: messenger RNA, 1254 nt
Organism: Drechmeria coniospora
Lineage: Eukaryota; Fungi; Ascomycota; Sordariomycetes; Hypocreales; Ophiocordycipitaceae
Product: pre-mRNA splicing factor ATP-dependent RNA helicase PRP43
Exons: 1
Coding region: 1-1254 (417 amino acids)
Source: RefSeq, a predicted model, not a curated record
AUGACUUCCGAAACACCAACUAAUCGACGACGGCUGAAUGCCUCAUCCUCAUCCGAUUCUGCCGCAGUCUCUGGCUCGCCAACCUUUGCCCCCGAUGUUGCAGAAAACCUUGAGCUUCACAGUCUGCUGGAUCCUAUCGCUGACGGCAAAGCCUCUCCAAAUGCCACAGCUCUCCAGCCCAAUCUCGACUUCGCCGAUAGUGAGCUGAAAAGAAUGCUUUCAAUUCGCAACCCGAUCUCGACAUUAUCUACCGCCGCGGAACGCCACAACCAGGCUCAAACAAUUGGUACUGAAUCGUUUAAAAAGAUUGGCGCAGGUGCUUAUGGCACUAUUCUUGCCCAAGAUGGGAAAUUAAUUGUUUUCAAACUGGCAAAGAGUGGCGACGACGAUGCCUUGCGGAAUGACUACGAAAAGCAUUCGUUGAUUGCCCGCUACUUCAACAAGUAUAGUGUUAAUGAACUUGGAAUCCCCGAAUGCAUCGACUUUAUUCCCAAAAGCAAUAUAGAGUUCUUCAGCCAACGCCCUAGCCUUACUCAAGCUGCCGAAGCAUUAUGCUACUUCCCGACAGGCGCUCUGAUCUCCGAAAGAAUCCUACCUCUUCCACUACCUGUUCGACAACUUCUGAUCGACAAGUAUUGCAGCGAAAAAAUUAAAGCCGAGGCACUUUGCGCAGUUGCAAAUAAGGAUUGCCUGAUCCGGGUUUACCUAGGCUCAAUGGCAGGACGAGGAAUAGGAAAAUUCUUCUCGCUACGGAACUUUAAAAUGCAUCUCGGUAUGAUGCAUAGCAUCCAACUUGACGUUGAUGGGAUGGCUCGCAGAAUGGGCAUUGCUAUGGCAGUUAUGCAUUGGGCGGCCAUGACAGAUGCCCGAGAUGUUGAGUUUAUUCUUGGCAGCGCUACAGCAAAAACUACAAUUCAAGGCUCGCCAUCCUCUUAUACACUUAAAGACUUGUCGCAGAGAGUUACACAACUCUGGGUCCUGGAUUUUAAUCAAGUGCGAAGCAUUACCAUGGAUGCAGCUGGUGUCAAUCAAGCUGUUGAGGCUGCAAUCAUCAACGACCCAUACAUUCCGAGGCCAUUAAGAAAUUCCAGCAUCGAGAGAAGUGUGUGGAGUUCAUUCGUCAAGAGCUAUAUCGAGGCAUCCGACAUGAUUAUUCAGGACCAGCAUGAUCCCGGCAUGGCAGAGUUACCACGAAUGUUUAUUCAGGGGUUCAUUGACGUGGUCAGGCAAAUGAGUUUGUCACAGCAUAAAUAG